AGACACUGUUAAGUUAAAUGUUAAAGCAUUGUUAUCGUUAAACACGUACAAAAAAUAACAAAAAGAACAACUCAAAACGGAAAUAGAAAAAAUUAUAAAUAAGUGAUAACAUCAUGUACCAAGAAUAUCUCAAUCAAUUACAAUCCUCGCUGUUUCCCAUGAGCUCAGAUCAGCUCAAGGAACUGCUGAACAAUGACGACAAACUCGAUGACAAAGUUGACGAAGUGCUCGACUCACUGAAAACACAAAAAGUGCGAGUCUUUGAAGAGAAUCGCAAUAGAGCCGAAAAGAACAUUGAAAAGGAGCCACAGAUUAUUGAGCUGCGCAGCAAACUGGCCGAGCUCACCGAAGAGGGACGCACCAGUUGUGCUGCCGUUCAGGAGUUGCUUACACAGAUCAAGGAGAAGAGUGGCGGGGUCAAUCAAGAGACAGCGCUGGCCCUGCUUCAAACAUCUGCGUCAGAGAGCGAAGAGAAGACCGAGGAAUGCGUAAAGAAGUUCACAGACAACGAGAUCAAUGUGGAGACAUUCCUUGAAGAGUUUCUCAGCAGUCGUCGAAUGAUGCAUCUGCGUAAACUGAAGGCCGAAAAGAUGCAGGAACUGAUACGGAAGCAGUCGCAGCCGCAGCCACAACGUUCCAGCAACAUACCAGCUGGAAUGCCAGCCUAUGGAAAUCUGCCUGGCCCCGCUGGAAGUGGCUUCUAUCCAGGCAAUGUGCCAUACCCGAUGAUGGGUAUGCCGAUGCCGAUGCCGCCGCCGCCGUCGCGACCAUAUUGAGGAGUUUUCAUAGUAUUAGUAAUUUUGGAGAUGCUGCCAUAGCAAAUGACUCAUCAAGUGCUUUGUUUAUGUUUCCAUUUGAUAUCACACACGAGUAAAUAAUAAAGAUUCAGGCUUAUCGAGUUAAAAA
Molecule: messenger RNA, 906 nt
Organism: Drosophila albomicans
Lineage: Eukaryota; Metazoa; Arthropoda; Insecta; Diptera; Drosophilidae
Gene: Vps37B
Product: vacuolar protein sorting-associated protein 37B
Exons: 1
Coding region: 114-776 (220 amino acids)
Biological process (GO): protein targeting to membrane; protein targeting to vacuole; ubiquitin-dependent protein catabolic process via the multivesicular body sorting pathway
Cellular component (GO): ESCRT I complex
Source: RefSeq, a predicted model, not a curated record